AUGGGGACAUCUACUGUGACACAGUGUGUCUUGCUGGGCUCUCCUGGUCCCUGGAAAAUGCAGGUCACUCUUUUCUCAGUGAUUUUCUUGGUCUGCAUCUUGACUCUGACUGGGAAUAUGGCCAUCAACUGUGUAGUAAAGUGGGAGCACCGGCUCCAUACUCCUAUGUAUGUGCUCCUGGCCAACUCUUUCUUAGAGAUCCGGUAUGUGAACUGCACAGUCCCCAACAUGCUGGUCAGUUUUCUUUCCAAAAUCAAGACCAUAUCCUUCUCUGGUUGCUUUACUCAAUUCUACUUCUUCUUUCCCCUGGGCACAACUGAAUGCUUCUUCUUCUGUGUCAUGGCGCGUGAUCGGUACUUGGCCAGCUGCCAUCCACUGCACUAUCCCUCCAUCACAACCGCACAGAGUUGUGACAUUUUGGUGUCCUGUUGGCUCACUGGUUUCGUUGGAUAUUCAGUUCCUAUUUUCUUCAUUUCUCAACUACCUUUUUGUAGUCCCAACAUUACUGAUCACUUUCUGUGUGAUGUGGACCCACUGAUGGCAUUAUCCUGUGCUCCUACACCUAUCAUAGAGCACAGAUGCCAUUCUGUGAGCUCUCUUAUCAUAAUACUCACCAUUUUGUACAUCCUGGGGUCCUAUACCUUGGUGCUCAGGGCAGUGCUUCAAGUUCCUUCUUCAGCUGGGCAGCAAAAGGCCUUCUCUACCUGUGGAUCCCACUUAGUUGUGGGGUGUCUGUUCUAUGGAAACCUGGUGAUGUAUAUGAGUCCCACAUCUGGCAACUCUGUUGCUGUGCAAAAGGCUGUCACACUGAUGUAUUCUGUAGUGACACCAGUCUUUCCCUUUAUCUAUAGCAUAUGCAACAGAGACAUGAAAUUUGCCCUCAGUUGGGUCCUUUGUGGAAUAAGAAUUAUCCAAACCUUGUGAAUAGGUUUUGUGAAACCCAAAGACUCUGUUCAGCAAGUAGAAGAACAAUCUUCUUCUUCCAGCCCAAACUGACUUGGCUUUAUUC
This is a messenger RNA of Manis javanica (Malayan pangolin), 1009 nucleotides long. Its product is annotated as olfactory receptor 11H7-like. Gene Ontology annotation, molecular function: olfactory receptor activity. Gene Ontology annotation, biological process: G protein-coupled receptor signaling pathway. The record is from RefSeq and is a predicted model, not a curated record. Gene Ontology annotation, cellular component: membrane. NCBI's taxonomy places the organism in Eukaryota, Metazoa, Chordata, Mammalia, Pholidota, Manidae.